AAUGCCAUUUGCUCCGUAAGCUUCGGCUAUUUCUUCUCCCAAGUUAGGGCUGAAAAAUGGGGCUAGAACUCCCUCCAAAUUUAGCAGAGCAGGAAUUUAAAGUCGUUUUGAUUUCAUCGGAAACAUGGAUAUGGCUUCCUCGUACCUCCGAGGUUGCUAAUUGCUUUGUACAGAGAUUACAAGUGCUUUCUAGGGUUCCACUGCUCGGUUCUUCCCAAUUUCUGAUUGUUCUUAGAGCAAACAGGUACCCUAGAAAUCGCUUUUUCUCUGCGAAAGAGUAAUCGACUUACUUUCUCCUUCUUCCACCCCGGAUUCUUUUUGUAUAAUGUUCAAUUCUUCUGGUAUGUUUCUAAUCCUCCAAACCCCACCACCUCUUCUUUUUUUAUUCUUGUUCUUAAUGUGUUUGUCAAUAAGUAAUGUGAGCUUUGGUGUAAAUUCUAUAGCUUAUUUAAUGGGUGUUGAACAGAAUUAAGUUGUUUGGAUAAAUGGGUACCUAGAGAAAUGAUCUUUCUAUGUUGAUUCUCUUUUGAAUUCACAGCUAUCGAUCGAAGAAUUUCGGAGACUGGAACUCUAAUUUUUGGAUUUUUUUUUUUAACGAUUUGAGUUUUAAUCAUAGUUAUGCACUCACAAAACUUGGAAUCAGGAAUAAUGAUGAACUUCAGCAUACUCUGAAACACUCAAGGCAAUGCUCAGACUAAGCAAUGAAAUAUUUCAAAAGAUCAAAACUGUCACUGGUUCCUUCAGUUGCAUACUUCUGAAUUCCCUAUAGCUGAAAUCCAUACAAUAUAGAAAGCAAUGAUUUUUCACGACUACGAUAUGGAAAUUCAACAAAUAGUGAAUAGAAAGUGUGACAGAUAUUCUUUGUGGAAUUUGAUGGAAAAGGCACAUGGAACUUUUCUAAAUUCAUUCAGGUAAAUAUCUAAAGAAUUUCUUAAACUGAAGAUCAGUAUAUAAAGUCUGAAAAUGUUUUCCAUUCUUGUCAUAUGGACAAAGGUCAUUUCCUCGCUCUAAAUUGUCAUUAACUGAAAGAGAAAAUGGAAGGAACAAGACAAACGUUAGUAUGAAGUAUAAGUGAGUGGUAUCUCUAAAUGCCAUGGAAAAAAACAAAAAAAAGGGCAUACCUAGUGCACGAGGCUCCCACCAUUGCAGGGUCUAGGGAGGGUCAUAAUGUAUGCAGUCUUACCCUCGCUUCGUGGAUAGGCUAUUUCUGGACUUGAACCCACGACCGCUAGGUCACAAUGGAGCAACAUUACCGUUGCGCCGAAGCCUGCCCUCAUUUCUAAAUGCCAUGAAUUAUUUGGAAAAUGGUAGCCAUAACCAAUAUCUGACCCUAUGAUAACGAUAGUCAAUGGGGAGCAGGGGAAGCAAAUUUCAAAGCUCUUGAAUCUAAGCAUAAGUGAAACUUGGUACCUGGAAAUGAUUUUUUUUUUUUUUUUUUGAAGACCAAUUUCAUAACUCUAAAAUUUAUAAAGAUAAGAAGACCAAGUAAUUUUCAAAGGAACAUAAUAUUGGGAUCUUCAAAGCUGAUAUAAUCUAAUGACUCAGACCUUGCUAUCCUAAAGACUUUGGUCCUUUUCCAUUGCUUUUCUUCAGGUAAUCUUUCAAAGCAGACAAAAUGGGGUUGAAAAUAUCAAAGCAAGUGCCACCAAGAGCAGGCGAUGUGGGGAUGCUCCAUGGCCGUUAUCAAAUUCUCAAUAUUCUCAGCAAAAGUUUUUGCCUUCGUCACCUGGUCUCUAAGAAAAGGAGACGAAUGCUUGUUGGAGGCUACGACCUCGACAUGUCAUAUAUCACAGAUCGCUUAUUGGCAAUGUCAUUCCCUGCAGAACGUAUGCGGGCAAUGUACCGGAAUCCUCUUUGGCAAGUCAAGGAUGUGCUAGAAAUGAGACAUCUGGGACACUAUAAGAUUUAUAACCUGUGUAUAGAAGAAAAGUAUGAUCCAUCGCAUUUCAAUGGGCGUGUGGAGGUUUUCCCAUUUGAUGACAACCAUGUCCCACCUCUCCAAACGAUCAAGCUCUUCUGUGAAAGUGUACAUGCAUGGCUUUCUGUUGAUCCAAAGAAUGUUGCAGUCAUACAUUGCAUGGCAGGCAAAGGCCGGACAGGUUUAAUGGUAUGUGCUUACCUAGUUUACAGUGGCUUGUCAGCAGAAGAAGCUCUCCAGUUGUACGCACAUAAACGAACCACCAACAAUGAAGGAGUUUCAAUAGCAAGUCAGCGCCGUUAUGUUGGUUACUGGUCUAAAAUAGUAUCUUUUCCAAGGGGAAUUGAUAACGGGCCUCCUGAAGUGAACAUACCUCAACCGUGUACCCGGGAAUUACGGCGAAUCCGACUUUAUGACACAGUUAACAUCGAUUCAGUUUUCUUUGUGGUCACAGAGUUGCAGGAAAUUCCUGGUCAACUGUAUGGCCCAUCCAUGGAGAUUGCAAGGAGUUGCUGCAGACCACUUAAUAAGCUAGGAUAUCAAAGAAGUACCAGCCCAAGGUAUUACCUCUCCUUCAUUGACAAUGACGAGGAAGGGAAGGAACCAGAAAAGGAGUCACCUCAUGUUGUCGAGCAAAUGGACACAGAGAAGUCUUUUAUCUACCAUAAGAGAUGUCUUGACUACUAUUUUGAUAAACCCUUACAAGUUACUGGAGAUGUGCGUGUCAUCUUCUACCAAAAGUUGAUUGGAGGGCGCCUUUUCUAUGCCUGCUUCAACACAGCCUUCAUUACAAACAGCUUGUUACAGUUCUCUGUGCGAGAUUUGGAUAAAGUUGGGUACAAGGGUAAAUCUAUAUGCGGCUCUGCCUUCUGUUUGGAGUUGCUCUUCGGUCCUGCUAACUCAAAAUUUCCAUUGUCACCUCCAGUGGAUGACAAGGAAAUAGGUGAAGAUUGCUACUGAAGUCCUUGCUGUAGGUUUUGUUUCCCUCCCUUCCUUAUCAUAGGUUGGUUUGAGGAGAUGUUUUAUUCAUUGUUAAGGCUUACUUAUCCCAGCAUGUAAACGUCGAGAAAGUGGUCCAUUUAAAUAUUUCCCAAAAACUAAUUCUGCUGUUUCCCCAUCCUGUUUUUGGUUGUGGAGGAAGGCACCAUAAAAGAGUCUGCGAAUAAUAACGGGUUUUAUGCCUAGAUUUGGGAGCACUUAGCAGGAAAUUGAAUCUUGUAUCUUCAUUUUUGAUAGAUGAAAGAAAACUAGUUUUUGUUUUGUUGUUCCUGAUAA
Molecule: messenger RNA, 3193 nt
Organism: Macadamia integrifolia
Lineage: Eukaryota; Viridiplantae; Streptophyta; Magnoliopsida; Proteales; Proteaceae
Product: phosphatidylinositol 3,4,5-trisphosphate 3-phosphatase and protein-tyrosine-phosphatase PTEN1
Exons: 7
Coding region: 1616-2878 (420 amino acids)
Biological process (GO): phosphatidylinositol dephosphorylation
Cellular component (GO): cytosol
Molecular function (GO): phosphatidylinositol-3,4,5-trisphosphate 3-phosphatase activity; protein tyrosine phosphatase activity
Source: RefSeq, a predicted model, not a curated record